This is a messenger RNA of Vigna umbellata (rice bean), 379 nucleotides long. The record is from RefSeq and is a predicted model, not a curated record. Lineage: Eukaryota; Viridiplantae; Streptophyta; Magnoliopsida; Fabales; Fabaceae.
AUGGGGAGUCGCUCUGCAAUGAGAAGAGAACCAAGUAGAACUCAUUCAGUUUCUCGGUGGAGUCCUACAAGAGAGCAAAUAGCAAUGUUGGAGGACCUUUACAGACAGGGAAUGAGAACUCCAAAUGCUGAACAGAUACAAGAGGUUACCUCCAGAUUAAGGGCUUAUGGUCACAUCCAAGGAAAAAAUGUCUUUUACUGGUUUCAGAAUCACAAAGCACGUCAAAGACAGAAGCAGAAGCUAGAAAGCCUUGCAUGUUCCAAUAGCUUUCUUCAAGCCUCACAUCCUAUUUGCCAAAAUGUUGUCUGUGCCCCAUUUUAUCCUCAACAAAGUGGAAUGAACUUUUAUCCUCAACCAGAAAAGGUUGUUGCAACUGGAG